AUGGCCGACAACACCCCUCAGCCCGUCGCGCCCAUCUCGCGCACCACACGUCCCAUGAGCGAAGCUCUCCUCAACGAAAAGAACUGGCCGAGGCAUCCACAUACGUCAGAAGUGGACUUGGCGGACAAUGGCAAACCUGGCCCGCCUCACGCGACUACUGCCUACUUGAGUCGACUUGACACGGAGAUAAGAUGGGACCGCUGCCUCUCCUCUAUGCUCAUCCGCUCCGGCCUCGGUCUAUCAUUCGGUGUCGUCUUCUCCGUACUCCUCUUCAAGCGACGUGCGUGGCCCGCAUUCACCGGUCUCGGUUUCGGUGCCGGAAGGGCAUGGGAAGAGUGUGACAACUCAUUCAAGCGCGCGGCAUCACCCCCAAAAGACGGCCUUCGCAUUGUCCGACCAUAA
Messenger RNA from Alternaria atra, 402 nucleotides. RefSeq lists its product as uncharacterized. Gene Ontology annotation, cellular component: mitochondrial inner membrane; mitochondrion; MICOS complex. The record is from RefSeq and is a predicted model, not a curated record. The coding region runs from base 1 to 402 and encodes 133 amino acids. The transcript is spliced from 4 exons. Lineage: Eukaryota; Fungi; Ascomycota; Dothideomycetes; Pleosporales; Pleosporaceae.